UAAACCCUUCGGCUUUGGACAUAAACAUAAACUCAACAUCCUCCUUCCGGGUUCAACUUGACAGCCGCCGUGCGAAUCAGCGUCUUCGUUGCCAUCAUGUCCGUCGCCACCAUUGUUUCAGCCCCUCUCACAUCCUCAAAUAUUCGAUCACUUUCCAUCAUAUCUUCGUCCUCCUUUUCUCCAAUCAAUUCCUUUAAAUGCUCUUCUGUCGCUCUCAAACUGACAACUACUUCUCUCCUCCGAAACCCUAACCUCCGAUUCUCUGUCUCAGCAAUGAGCGUAGCAGCUCAGGAAAAUCUCUCUCAGACUGCAUUCCUUGAUCGAAGAGAAACUGGAGUUCUUCAUUUCGUCAAGUAUCAUGGCCUCGGUAACGACUUUAUCAUGGUUAACAAUCUCGAUUCAAUGGAGCCCAAAGUUACUCCGGAGCAAGCUGUUAAGUUAUGUGAUCGGAAUUUUGGCAUUGGAGCAGAUGGAGUAAUCUUUGCAAUGCCUGGAUAUAAUGGGACUGAUUAUACCAUGAGAAUAUUUAAUUCAGAUGGCAGCGAGCCUGAGAUGUGUGGCAAUGGAGUUCGAUGCUUUGCAAAGUUUAUUUCAGAUCUCAAUAGCUUACCUGGAAAACAAAGUUUUACAGUACAUACUGGUGCUGGAUUAAUUGUGCCCGAAAUACAAGAUGAUGGAAAGGUUAAAGUUGACAUGGGUGAGCCAGUUUUGAAGGCUUCAGAUGUUCCAACUAAAAUAGCACCAAAUAAAGAUGAAUCAGUUGUGAAAGCAAAAAUUGAAGUAGAUGGAGUAAACUGGAAUGUGACAUGUGUCAGUAUGGGAAAUCCUCACUGUGUCACUUUUGGUACACAAGACAACGAGAAUUUGGUGGUUGAUGAAUUGAAUUUGGCAGAAGUUGGUCCAAAAUUUGAACAUCAUCCACUGUUUCCUGCCCGAACUAACACAGAAUUUGUGCAAGUGUUUUCUCGUUCACAUCUAAAGAUGCGUGUUUGGGAGCGUGGGGCAGGAGCAACAUUGGCUUGUGGAACUGGAGCAUGUGCAGUAGUUGUUGCAGCAAUCCUUGAGGGUUGUUCUGAGAGAAAGUGUAGGGUUGAUUUACCUGGAGGGCCAUUGGAGAUAGAAUGGAGGGAGGAGAACAACCAUGUGUAUAUGACAGGCCCUGCUGAGGUAGUCUUUUAUGGAUCUGUUGAGCUCUAAACGUUACAAUUUUAAAUAAUUUGAAGAUUUUUAUCUGAUAUAAACAUGAUUUGGUGUGUUGUAAACAUUAUUUAUUUGAUGCUUCUGAAUUUGGAAGACUUAAUGUAGUAAUAUUAGUUUUGUUGUUGAUGGCAAUAUAA
Molecule: messenger RNA, 1337 nt
Organism: Lactuca sativa (garden lettuce)
Lineage: Eukaryota; Viridiplantae; Streptophyta; Magnoliopsida; Asterales; Asteraceae
Product: diaminopimelate epimerase family protein
Cellular component (GO): cytosol; cytoplasm
Molecular function (GO): diaminopimelate epimerase activity
Source: RefSeq, a predicted model, not a curated record